AUGUCUGCAUCGUCGAUCCCAGGUCUUCUUCUAAUCGGAAGUCUCCAACACACUCAGGAGGAGUGUGAGCGCCUCCGCACCAAGUAUGAUGUACUUCAAUUCACAGGGAACAGGAAUGAGUUCCUCCAGUAUUGCGAGCAAGGUAAAUUCGACCAUGUUGUUGGUCUCUACCGCACCAAUGCCACAAAAGAGACCGGACCCUUCGACGAAGAACUAGUCCUUUCACUACCAGCUUCACUCAAGUAUAUUGGUCUCAAUGGCGCUGGAUAUGACGGUAUGGAUAUAUCAACUUGUACGGAGAGAAACAUCCGUAUCUCGAACACGCCGAACAUCGUUGCAAAUGCCACAGCGGACGUGGCGAUGUUCUUACUUCUGGGUGCUUUGCGCCAUGCGAUGAUCCCUUUGCAAGCACUAAGGGAUGGAAGGUGGAAAGAGGGAGCGCCUCUUGGACAUGAUCUUUAUGGCAAGACUCUUGGCAUACUGGGAAUGGGAGGCAUUGGUCAGGCUCUCGCUCAUCGAGCUCGCGCGUUUGGAUUGAAAAUUAUUUAUCAUAAUCGCUCAAGACUACCCCAACAAAAAGAGGCAUCUGCAACGUAUGUUACUUUCGACGAGUUGCUCCAGUCAUCUGACAUCCUGAGUCUCAACCUCCCGGCUACCGCAGACACGCGGCAUACUAUCUCGCAAUCACAGUUCGAAGUUAUGAAAGAUGGUGUCGUGGUAAUCAACACAGCGCGCGGCUCUCUAAUCGAUGAAGCAGCGCUAGUUGAUGCUCUGAACAAUGGGAAAGUCCUAUCUGCAGGAUUGGAUGUCUAUGAAGAUGAGCCAAGAGUACAUCCUGGCCUCAUCGGUAAUAACCGUGUCAUGCUCUUACCGCACAUCGGUACGACGACUGUUGAGACUAAGCGGGAGAUGGAGUUGCUGGCAUUGAGGAAUCUUGAAUAUGCGUUGGAUAAUGGGGAGUUGUUGACGCCCAUUCGGGAGCAGUUCUGA
Molecule: messenger RNA, 990 nt
Organism: Aspergillus chevalieri
Lineage: Eukaryota; Fungi; Ascomycota; Eurotiomycetes; Eurotiales; Aspergillaceae
Product: D-mandelate dehydrogenase-like dehydrogenase
Exons: 3
Coding region: 1-990 (329 amino acids)
Cellular component (GO): cytosol
Molecular function (GO): glyoxylate reductase (NADPH) activity; hydroxypyruvate reductase [NAD(P)H] activity; NAD binding
Source: RefSeq, a predicted model, not a curated record